This is a messenger RNA of Phytophthora nicotianae INRA-310, 587 nucleotides long. RefSeq lists its product as hypothetical. The transcript has a single exon. Bases 1 to 324 code for a protein of 107 amino acids. The record is from RefSeq and is a predicted model, not a curated record. NCBI's taxonomy places the organism in Eukaryota, Oomycota, Peronosporomycetes, Peronosporales, Peronosporaceae.
AUGAAUGCUUCACCUCCCUGUCUGCAAGCCACUCGCUGGAUUUUUUCGCUCCUGGCUGCCGCCGCUGGUCGAGCUGAUCCCAAGUCUGAACCAGAGACCAAGCCAAAGCCCAGCGACGCGAAGGAGGAAGCCGUAUCGCGACGCCACGAAGAAAUCAGGUGUCGCGAGCUCAUUCGACUGAGCGGUGCAGCGACGGGAUCUCUUGGGCGGCUUCGCUUGAAGCGCGGCAAAAACGCCGGAAGCGCGCCACGCUGGACAACGAUCUCGUCGUCAAGUCCAGCGCAGCACUACGAAGACGAGCAGCUCCAGGCCGAGCGACCUUGAACGGUGGCUUCAUAUAGGCCGGCAAGGCCUGCAGCCCACGUUGGCACAUGGGAUAUCAUCGCGAAGCCGCCAGAUCAUGUUCGAUCACGACGCCGCGUCCAUCUCACCGCGACCCGACCUUGAACCAACCCGGCUUCUAUAGUACACGAUAUCGGUGAUCGCAGGCUCCUACUCCUCUCGCAGGUCACCACUCAAUACAAUUCCCCUUUCAACUAGUCUUUUGUAGCUAUAUAAUAUAACAGACCUAUUCGUUUUCGCAGAGA